CGUGGACAGGACGGCCGGUUUUUCAGUUAUUAAAAUAAUUUAAUUAAAAUAAACGUUGAAAGUACUAAAGUUUGUGAAUUCUCUGUCUGAACGAAGCUACGUAGUCAGUGACCCAGUUUAAAUCCAGUGCAGUGCGGUGUUCGUGUGUGAAGUACUAAUCUUUUAGUGUCGGCAGUUUCGGCCUACUUUUAGGAUCAACUUUCACAAGAAAAUCCAAAAGAAACCAGCACAAUGUCUCAUCGUCAGCCAACAGUGCGUGGAGUGGCCAACUUCAACGCAGCGGAGGAUGCAGCGACGCUCCGAGCCGCCAUGAAGGGGUUCGGCACGGACGAGGAGGCCAUCAUCAACAUACUGUGCUCCCGCUCCAAUGCACAGAGGCAGGCUAUUGCUGCUGCCUUCACUCAUGAGUAUGGAAGGGACAUAAUCGAGGACCUGAAGUCGGAGCUCGGCGGGCACUUCGAGGACGUGAUCGUGGCGCUCAUGCGCCCGCCCGCCGAGUAUCUGUGCAAGGAACUUCACAAUUGCAUGGAGGGGAUGGGUACUGAUGAGGGGACCCUGGUCGAGAUACUGUGCACGCGGACCAAGAAGGAAGUGGCUGAUAUUGUGGAGACUUACGAGCGAUUGUACAACCGCCCGCUGGCGGAGCACAUGUGCUCGGAGACGUCGGGCGACUUCCGCCGCCUGCUCACGCUCAUCGUCACCUCCGCCCAUCAGGGGGCGCGCAGCGAGGAGGGGGGCACGGACGCGGCGCGCGCGGCGGAGGCGGCGCAGCAGCUCUACGACGCGGGGGAGGCCAAGUGGGGCACUGACGAGGAGAUCUUUAAUAAGAUCCUGGCGCACGAGAGCUUCGAGCAGCUCCGCCUAGUGUUCGACGCGUACAAGCAGCUGUCCGGCCGCACCAUCGAGCAGGCCAUCAAGGCCGAGCUCGACGGCGAGCUGCGGGACGCUUUGUCGGCUAUUGUGGAGUGUGUGGAGAACGCGGCUGCAUGGUUUGCGCAGCGGCUGAGGGGCGCGAUGCAGGGAGCUGGCACGGACGACGCGGCGCUUGUGAGGAUUGUGACGAGCCGCGCCGAGAUCGACCUCGGAUCUGUCAAGGAGGAGUAUGAACGCCUGUUUGACAAGACUCUGGAGAGCGAUCUGCAGCAGAACGAAACCUCCGGCGACUACAAGAGGGCGCUAGUGGCGCUUCUCAACCCACCGCAGUAAGGAGUAUCUGCAUUUUAUCUACCACCUAUUUAUAGCUUUAGAUAUUUGUGUAGAUUGUAGGGUGAGGGAAUUACACUUUGGUGUUAGGUAAGCGCACUGAAUAUUAGGAUUUGUUUGUUACCAGUAUUUUUGUUUUCACUAGAUGUCGCCACUUGUCAAAGUCUCUAAGUAUCGAUUGGUCUGAUAUAGACAGACAACCCAUACUUUCCACGUCGGUUCCUGUAUGUUUACCGUUCCAUUAGGUUAGGAAGAUGACACUUUUAAAUACUUAAAACUAAAUAGAUAAGUAAUUUCCCUCAUCAUGCUAUUUUAAAAUAUAUUGUCCUGUUGUAUUACAA
This is a messenger RNA of Plutella xylostella (diamondback moth), 1544 nucleotides long. The record is from RefSeq and is a predicted model, not a curated record. Lineage: Eukaryota; Metazoa; Arthropoda; Insecta; Lepidoptera; Plutellidae.